This is a messenger RNA of Cucumis melo (muskmelon), 915 nucleotides long. RefSeq lists its product as uncharacterized. The transcript has a single exon. The record is from RefSeq and is a predicted model, not a curated record. Gene Ontology annotation, molecular function: zinc ion binding; nucleic acid binding. Bases 1 to 915 code for a protein of 304 amino acids. Lineage: Eukaryota; Viridiplantae; Streptophyta; Magnoliopsida; Cucurbitales; Cucurbitaceae.
AUGUCGAUCAAGACCUCCAACAAAAUCCUACCUGAUCUGUCUAAACUUGAGCCACUUGACGGAACGAACUACCGCCAUUGGUCCCAAAAGUUGUUAAUCUUCUUUGAGCAACUAGAAGUUGAUUAUGUCCUCACUACAGAUCUGCCGUCCUCUGACCCCCCAACUACCACUUCAACAUAUUCUAAUCCAGAAUCAUCUACGGGGUCUCCUACUACUGUCGCUGUCGCUGAUCAAGUAAAGAAGGACCAAGUGAUCGAUCCUGAAAAAUAUGCAAAGGAUAACAAGACCGUUCGAGGACACCUGUUAAACCAUAUGUCAGAGCCGAUGUUUGAUCUGUUCGUAGUCCAAAAAUCUGCCAAGGACAUCUGGAGCACCCUGGAAUCACGGUAUGGAGGAGAUGAUGCUGGACGAAAAAAAUAUGUGGUUGGAAAAUGGCUACAAUUCCAGAUGACUGACGACAAGCCAGACGUAGAACAAAUACAUGAGUACGAGAACCUGGUGACAAACGUCCUGUCUGAAGGCAUGAAGAUGUGCGAAAUACUUCAAGCAAAUGUCCUGCUGGAAAAGUUUCCUCCAUACUGGAAUGACUACCGUAAUCAUCUCAAGCACAAGAAGAAGGAUCUAAAGCUCCAGGAACUCAUCAGUCACAUGCGCACGGAAGAAGCCAACAGACUGAAAGAUAAGUUAGCCUCCCAAAAUUUAAAUUCAGAUAAUGCUAACUUAGUCAAAUCGUCUUUUGUGAACAGAGACAGAACGAAGCAGGAAAAAGGGCAUAAAGGGAAAAACUCAGAGAAGAGACAGUUCAAGACUACUAGGGGACAAAUUAAGAAGAAAAAGCUGGUCUGUUACGUGUGCAGAAAGGAAGGACACAAAUCAUACCAAUGCAACCAGAGGAAAAGGAGACCAAGUCAGUAA